AGCUCAUGUCGACUGCAAAGAGACAACACAUCCUCUCCAACACACCGGCGCAUCUUCCCCAUGCGACGCGACCCAUUGUCCCCCCAGAUGUCCAAGCCACCCUCGAACGCCUUGGCAUGCGUACACGCAAAGCUAUGAGCGACCAUCAGUUCAAGAAGGAUCUGCAGCAAGCGCAGUCCAUGUAUAGCGUCAACUCUGCCAUGCCGCUCUGGACGGGUGCGGGUGGUGCGACGAGCGCGAAGAGGAGCAAGAGGAAGCGCGACACGCCCUUCAACCAGAUUCGGAGUGCGGCGCGCGAUCCGUUUGCUGCAUUCAAGGCACAGGGACGCGCUGACCGAGCUGCUGCUGUUGCUGUUGCUGCAUCGAUGGAGCAGGUUGCGGGUGUCAAGCGCAGUCGAGAUGAAGCUAUGGAGGAGACGGAGGCGGAAGAGGAGGAGGAGGACACGAUGCAUGAGGCGCGGUCGAGCACGAUGGAGAUCAGCUGCAAUGCGUUCUUUGAGGACCCGCCAUGGCUGAGUUCGCAGGCGUCGCUGAUGGAGGAUGAUGCGAUGCUUGGGUGAUGGUGCUGAUGACUUGUAUGGAUUGUGUUUAUGACUGCUGUUUGCCUGUGCACGUGCAGAUAAAUAAAAAAGAGAAGAGAAAGCAGUAAACGACGCUGAACUACGCUGGAUACUGGCUAUACUGGAUACUGACUGGAC
Molecule: messenger RNA, 698 nt
Organism: Protomyces lactucae-debilis
Lineage: Eukaryota; Fungi; Ascomycota; Taphrinomycetes; Taphrinales; Protomycetaceae
Exons: 3
Coding region: 6-560 (184 amino acids)
Source: RefSeq, a predicted model, not a curated record